This is a messenger RNA of Gastrolobium bilobum, 2940 nucleotides long. Its product is annotated as F-box protein SKIP14. Lineage: Eukaryota; Viridiplantae; Streptophyta; Magnoliopsida; Fabales; Fabaceae. The coding region runs from base 802 to 2307 and encodes 501 amino acids. Gene Ontology annotation, molecular function: protein binding. Gene Ontology annotation, cellular component: cytoplasm. The record is from RefSeq and is a predicted model, not a curated record. The transcript is spliced from 2 exons.
UUCUGAUUAUUCUCUCUUUCUAUAUUGUUUCCGCGAACUCGAUCGGCAUCGGCACCAACCAAACCCACCCGAGGGUGAAAAAACGCAAUUCCCUCCGAUUUUGUUUCCAUUUUCUCUUCAAAUCAGAACUCAUUCUCUCUCUCUCUCUCUCUCUCUCUCUCACGAUUCCGAUUUUAUUCCAAAGACUCAUUCUCUCCUUUUUUUUCCUUUUCGUCGGAGAAAAUUAGGGUUUCUUUUCAUCCUCUGGUAAUUCAUCUUCAUUCGUUUCUUCUUUUUGUUUUACCGAACGCUAUUAUUCUUUUAUUCUGAUCCCUUUCCAUCUUCUCUCUUGUUAUCACGUUUUUUUUUUUUUCUUUUUUAUUAUCCCUUUGAAUCCUCAGGUCUGUCUGGUUGACAAGAAAAAACCAAAAAAAAAAAAGGAAAAAAGAAACACAAACAAAAAAAGAGUAGAAAUUUCGUUUUAUUUUCUUUCAUUCUGAGGAUAAAUUUGAUUCUAUUUUUCGUCCUCUGAUUCCAUUCUAGCUGUUUUUUUUUGUUAAAAUUAUUAUUAUUGGUUCUUCGCAAGAGACUCUGUGAAGUUUUUGGUGCGUUGUUUUAGUUUGCCAUCCGAAAUCGAGGGUUUUCUUGUUUGAUCUCUUCCACGCCUUUUUUUUCUUCUUUUCUUCCGUUUCAUAUUUUUUUUCUCCUCCUAAGAACCGAAAAACCAAAAAAGUUGUAGUUUUGAAAAGAAACCCCAAAGGAAAUUAGGGUUUGUUUGAUUGAUUGAGUUGGGGGUGUUUGUAUAUAGAUUGACUACAUUAGAUGGCGUUGAAUUUCUCGCAUCGACCGAUUUUUGGAGGGGGUCUGUCUGAGGAAAAUUUGGUUUCGCCGAUUAGGAUGAGGAAUGGGUACCGGGUGGAGGGUAUUCAAGAGAAGGGUGGCGUUGAUGGGUUUGGUAAGGGAUGGCAUGAUGUUGAGAAUUGCUUUGAUUAUGGAGGAGAUAGAUGUGAUAGUGCUGCCACCCAGGAUUCUGUCUCCAAGGACAUUCUUGAUCUUUUGCCUUCGGAUCCCUUUGGCAUGGAUAUCAGCACUACCUUUACGGCCAUCACCGGAUGGCUUGAGGAUUUGGAGGUUGAUUAUGGUGGAUACAGAAGCGAUGAGCUAGGGGCGAAUGGUGAGAAUUACCAGCUGUUUGCUGGGUUGAAUUUUAUUUGGAAUAAUGCUAUGAGGUUCCACACCUUCCCUGGGAGCAAGGGAAACGUGUGUGGUGAGGAGAAGAAGUUGCAUUGGACGAGCGAAUUUGGUGGAUUUGGUGAGUGUUCUCAGAAAGAAGUUGGAGCUGCAUCCUGUAAUUUUAAUUUUGGAUCCUGUAAUUCUGGUUUUGGUUCUGCUUGUAAUGUGGAUGAUGUGUUGGAUUACAACCUCCACUAUAAAGAUGUGGCAAUUGCUAGCGUGUCAGGUGACACGAACAUGGAUGAUUUGAAUCCCCUUGGAGGAGAUGAACUUGCUCCUCAUCCUGCUUUAAGUUUUUCUCUUAGUUAUCUGGGCUUGUCUGAUCUUCUUGUUGUUGAAAGAGUAUGCAAAUCUCUGCAUUCUACUGUUCGAGGUGAUCCACUUUUGUGGAGAAGUAUCCACAUUGACCAGCCUUUAAAUGAGAAGAUUACUGAUGACGCGCUAUUGCAACUAACCAAUAGAGCUCAAGGUAAUCUUCAGUGUUUGAGCCUGGUGGAGUGUACUAGGAUAACCGAUGAUGGUCUGAAGCGUGUUCUUGAAGUCAAUCCCAAGUUAAUCAAGUUGAGUGUUCCUGGAUGUACAAGACUAAGUAUUGAAGGUAUUGUGGGUAUUUUAAAAGCUUACAACUCUAUGGGUAGCCAAGGGGUAAAGCAUUUGCACAUUGGUGGCCUUUACGGUGUUACACAAAAGCAUUAUGAAGAACUGAAGCUCUUGUUGGGUCCUGAUAGCCAGCUGCUGCAGCAUUCUCCCAAACCACACUUCUAUUGCAGGGGAAACUUAUAUCUGUCCCUUGAUGAUGAUCGAGCCAUAGAUAUUGAAGUAUGUCCAAGAUGCCAGAAUUUAAGGCUUGUAUAUGAUUGUCCAGCAGAGGGUUGUCAAGGGGUGGGGCACCCUGCUCAGGUGUGCAGGGCAUGCACUCUUUGCAUUCCCCGGUGUAGUCAGUGUGGACACUGCAUCAAUGACAGUGAAUAUGAGGAAACAUUCUGCCUGGAAUUGCUUUGCUCAUCUUGUUCUAAGCAGCUAGUCAAAUGUUUGGAAAGGACGGAUAGAAAGGUUGGGCCAGCCAAGUCAGUUGUUCUCCAUGAAGAGAGUUAGACGGGCUUUGUUUUCAUAGUAUCUUAUGGAAGUUCUUAUGAUGAAUAAAGUCCCCUAUGGAGUCAUAUGAACUGUUGGGUGCUGUCUGUGUAUUUGGUCUCGGAAAUGGGGUGCAUUCAAUGUGGAUUUUCUUGUUAAAGAUAAAGUGGAAAAUGACUUCAUUUUUGUGUUUCUGCAACUACUGGAGUAACGUGCUGGAACCAAUUGCCAUGGUUAUCGAUCAUAUCGAUCACCUAUUGCAUUGUUGCAAUGGGUUUACAUUUACGUGGCACUCUCUGAUUAUGAGGGCUGCAGUUGGAGCGCUAUGCUUUGCAGUGCGACCUUUCUUGUUUGGGUCACAUUCUGAUAAUAUUUGUGAUAGCUCUGAUGCAAGACCAGUUUGAAUUAUCUGAUCUUUAGACUUGCGGUUACUUUUUCAUUAGCUGUAUUGAUAAUUCACACUUGACAUGAUGUGGUGUAUGUACCCUGUUUAUUCUUCUUUGCCAUCCUUGGACAAGAGAUAAUAAAUAAAGGGGUAUUUCGAUGUCUUUUUUUGGUAGUUUAAGGGGAAUAGCCCAAUAUUACGAUGUCUUGAAAUCCAUGCUUAUGCUAUUUUUAGUUUGUGUGAGGUGAAAUUCAUUGAUGGUGGACGGU